Lactuca virosa is the source of this 711-nucleotide messenger RNA. Lineage: Eukaryota; Viridiplantae; Streptophyta; Magnoliopsida; Asterales; Asteraceae. The record is from the annotation of a GenBank genome assembly.
AUGGCUACUAUGGAAGCUCUUGCAGGACUUUAUUUGGAAUUAGGAGAAGAUGAUACUUCUUCAGUGAUAGCAGAUGUUUGCUUGAAUGAUUUAGAUGCUAAUAAACCGGAACUUGAUGAUGGAUUUGGAUCAUUAAAUGCUCGUGCAAGAGCAUUAAAAGGGCUUACAGAGCUUGUUCAGGGCAACACAGAUUCGUGGAAUGAUGCUUUGUCAUAUGUUGAAUUCUUGCAUACAACACGAGAUUUUGAAACUGCAAAAAAGUUGUAUGAGAAUGUAAUCAAAGGGAUACCAGAAAAUAAAGAUUAUAGUGAUCCAUAUAACUUGGCUGUUGGAAACAUGGUAUGGGAGGACAUUCUUUUGGCAGCAACUUGUGCUUUAGGACAACUUGAGAAAUUUGGUGAUGCUGAAGAGAUACUAACAAGGGCACUUACAGUGACUGAAGAACGUUUUGGUUCUCAUCAUCCAAAGAUUGGAAUAAUAUUAACUUGCAUAGCUCUCAUGUUUAGGCACAAAGAAACAAUGGAGCAUUCUAGUUCCCUUAUGGUCCAAGAGUUUGACUGGGAAGGAGAUCUGCCCCUAUCAUUUGCACAAAGAGAUCUGGUAAUUUAUGAAAUGCAUGUUCGUGGAUUUACAAGGCAUGAGUCCAGUAAGACAGAGUCUCAUGGUACUUACCUUGGUGUAGUGGACAAACUUGAUCAUUUAAAGAGCUAA